Messenger RNA from Penicillium malachiteum, 2187 nucleotides. RefSeq lists its product as uncharacterized. Gene Ontology annotation, biological process: intracellular calcium ion homeostasis; calcium ion transmembrane transport; tRNA aminoacylation for protein translation. Lineage: Eukaryota; Fungi; Ascomycota; Eurotiomycetes; Eurotiales; Aspergillaceae. The record is from RefSeq and is a predicted model, not a curated record. Bases 1 to 2187 code for a protein of 728 amino acids. The transcript has 3 exons. Gene Ontology annotation, cellular component: fungal-type vacuole membrane. Gene Ontology annotation, molecular function: ATP binding; aminoacyl-tRNA ligase activity; calcium:proton antiporter activity.
AUGCACCGUAUUAACUCGUGGGCGAAAGCUCACGCCACUACUCCUCGCGAUUCUCAACCCCAAUCAACUGAACCCUUUCCCAAAGCUCCCGACCCGUCCAUACCCAAGACGGCGCACCUCCAAGAACCCAGUCGGGAUGUACAAGUGAAUAUCCCACCAGAGGCCCCGGCGGAAACUAUUACCCCGGGGCCCGAAGAUGAAAAGAACAACAAGCCGCCCAUGCUGGUGCGCAUGCGCAAUGGCAGCGGGCGCUUCUAUAAUCAUACCAAGGAUGCAUUAUUCCACAGCUGGGUCAAUGUCCUGCUGGUCUUUGUCCCACUCGGUAUUGCUGUCAAGGCAGCUGGACUAAAUCCAGAUAUUGUCUUUGCUAUGAAUGCAGUGGCUAUUAUUCCCCUCGCUGGACUAUUAAGUCACGCAACAGAAAGCGUGGCCAGUCGCUUGGGUGACACCAUUGGUGCACUCAUCAACGUCACUUUCGGUAAUGCUGUCGAGUUGAUCAUUUUCAUCAUUGCCCUGGUCAAGAAUGAAAUUCGAAUUGUCCAGGCCUCCCUACUGGGAUCAAUCCUGGCUAAUUUGCUCUUGAUCCUGGGUAUGGCUUUCCUUCUGGGCGGUCUCCGCUUCCAGGAGCAGAUCUAUAACAGUACCGUUACACAGAUGAGUGCUUGUCUGCUCAGUUUGAGUGUGACCAGCCUUCUCCUGCCAACCGCUUUUCAUGCAUCCUUUUCUGAUACUACCGCUGCCGACAGGCAAACCUUGAAGGUUAGCCGUGGUACGAGUGUGGUUCUCCUGCUGGUAUAUAUCCUCUAUAUCCUCUUCCAGCUCAAGUCGCACUCGUAUCUCUACGCUAGUAUCCCCCAGCGAAUCAUCGAUGAGGAAUCCCACCCUGGUGUCCUUGCAGACCUGAUGAACAGCUCGUCGGAUUCCUCGUCCAGUGACAGCGAAGACUCGGUGGACACCACCACAUCAUGGACCACCGCCAAACGGAUCAAGCGUGCGAUGAGACACCGCAGACACCGCAAGUCGAGUACAAGCUCUAAGGGCACGGCUCGCUCGGUCCAGAAGAAGGUCAUGGUGAACGAGAACCAGAGCUCCCUGGGCAACUCCAUUGCUAGUAACAAUGACAGUAAUUCUUGUGCCAUCGACUUUGAAGAGGUCCGCUACGAUGCCGACGAUGAUGCCAACCCACGCUUCCGCGACUUCGGCCUAACCAUGAGCCGCGUUGAAAGUGCCCAUGACAGCGAUAAGGCUCGGAAGAAGGAACGUAAGAAGCGUCGCUCUAAGCGCGCUCAGAAGGUCCAGGCCCAUAAUGAGGCGCAGGCGCAGGCACAGGCAGAGGCCUCGAAUGGCGCUCCCGUGAAGGAAGACCCGCAUCCCUCCAUGAAGGGAUUCGCCUCUGCACCCAACUUCGCCGGUAUGGAGGGCGCUGGGGAGAAUGACACCAGCCGCAAGCGCUCGCCAUUCGGUCCAAUCCCCUCGUUGCUGUCCAACACGGUCUUUAGCUCGCAGUCCCCUAGUAACUCGCCUCACAUUGGGACUGCCGCACGCCCGGGUAUUCAGCGCAGUAACUCUCUCCCCGCUCAUAUGAACACCGUUCCUCCUGCAGGCAAUGCCGUGCAGUUUGCUCGUGGUGCUGCCCGUGUCCCCACGGUUGCCAACCCCGUCGCUACCGAUGCUGUUCAGGAGCCAGAACCCGUGAUGUCGCGUACUGCGGCCGUGGUUCUUCUGUUGAUUUCUACCGGUCUUGUUGCUGUCUGUGCCGAGUUCCUUGUUGAUGCCAUUCCCGACAUGGUCGCCAGCUCUAAUGUCAGCGAAGCCUUUAUUGGUUUGAUUAUCCUGCCUAUUGUGGGUAAUGCUGCUGAGCACGUCACGGCUGUCAGUGUGGCAACCAAGAACAAGAUGGAUCUUGCCAUUGGUGUCUCUGUUGGAAGUAGUAUUCAAAUUGCUAUCUUCGUUACUCCCCUGGUUGUUAUUCUGGGUUGGUGCAUGGACAAGGACAUGUCCCUGUACUUCACCUUGUUCGAGACCAUCAGUCUGUUUGUCACUGCCUUUGUUGUCAACUUUUUAGUCCUCGACGGUCGCAGUAACUACCUUGAGGGUGCACUGCUUAUCGCAGCCUAUGUGAUUAUUGCUCUCGCAUCCUUCUUCUACCCCAGUGACAGUGAGGCCAGCAACUGGGCCGGUUCCUAG